UUUAGUGACGUCACCGCUGGCGUCACAGAGGAGGAAGAAUUGCGGAACUAGGAGGUUUACCGACCGAUAGCCAAGCUAACUAGCUCACUCAUCUAGCUAUUUAUCUCACCUCGAAAUACCAAUUCUCCCCGUUAGGUAGCCACUCAAACUCAAGGACCAAGAUGACAGCCGCACCUUACAACUACUCGUACAUCUUUAAGUACAUCAUCAUCGGUGAUAUGGGAGUUGGGAAGUCUUGCCUCCUGCAUCAAUUCACUGAGAAGAAAUUCAUGGCGGACUGCCCCCACACCAUCGGGGUGGAGUUCGGGACGAGGAUCAUGGAGGUGAACGGCCAGAAGGUGAAGCUGCAGAUCUGGGACACGGCGGGACAGGAGCGGUUCAGGGCUGUCACCCGCUCCUACUACCGGGGGGCUGCCGGGGCCCUGAUGGUCUACGACAUCACAAGGAGAAGUACUUAUAAUCAUCUGAGCAGCUGGUUGACGGAUGCCAGGAACCUGACCAACCCAAACACAGUCAUCAUUCUGAUCGGCAACAAGGCAGACCUGGAGGCCCAGAGAGACGUUACGUAUGAGGAGGCCAAGCAGUUUGCGGAGGAGAAUGGGCUGUUGUUCCUGGAAGCCAGCGCAAAGACAGGGGAGAACGUGGAGGAGGCGUUCCUAGAAGCAGCCAAGCGGAUCUACCAGAACAUCCAGGACGGCAGCCUGGACCUGAACGCCGCAGAAUCCGGGGUGCAGCACAAGCCCUCAGUGCCCCAGGGCGGCCGGCUCAACUCAGACACACAGCCCGCCAAGGAGGGCUGCAGCUGCUAAUCUAACACACUACACAUGCACCGACACACAAACACAAAUGUCUCAUUUACACAGGUAAAAAGAAAUCUCAAUUUACUGUCUUAUAUAGACUCCUGCUCCCCCCACACACACUUGCUCUGUAAUUUAACACAGCCUGUUAGCCUUUUAAAUCUCUUAAUUGAUUUAAGUUAUUGAUUUUUCUAGUCCAGACCAAUGAUUUGACCCGUUCAUCAGAAUAGGCCCCACACCUGAAGGAUGAAGAGGGUAGACGAUGAAGGAUUCGUUGAUCGGGUAACCAGUGAAGUUAGUUAUUUAGGGCACAUUGUGACUCAUCACAGCAUAGAAACAGCUGAACUAUGUAUUUGUACUGUUUCCCAGAGCUUCAAUGUCCCCCAGGGUGGCUGCUGAUUCUAUGCCAACGACCCACUGCUCUGGUAGGCUGACUUAAGACUCCCAGCAGGUGACCAGGGCCAACUGCCUCCCUUUGACAUGUCACGGAGGGCCAGCAAUCUGAAGGACCCUUUUUGUUUUCUAAUCAAGUAAACUCGGCACUAGUGAUCUGAGGGUUGGCCUUCAUCUAUCCCAUCAGUUUCCAACUGUUCUACCUGUGACUUAUGAUUAGCGUUCUGCUCCCAUGUGAGGCAGCGAGUGCAUACGGUCAUGGCUUAGAACCAGGACAGGUAGAUUAUGAGCUCUCUGUCCGGCAGGGCUGGCUCGGUUUCGGACAUGCGUUGCAAUGCCUCAACCAGGUCUGUGUGUGUGUGUGUGUGUGUGUGUGUGUGUGUGUGUGUGUGUGUGUGUGUGUGUGUGUGUGUGUGUGUGUGUGUGUGUGUGUGUGU
This is a messenger RNA of Gadus chalcogrammus (walleye pollock), 1627 nucleotides long. RefSeq names its product ras-related protein Rab-14-like. The transcript has 8 exons. The record is from RefSeq and is a predicted model, not a curated record. The coding region runs from base 162 to 809 and encodes 215 amino acids. Gene Ontology annotation, cellular component: Golgi apparatus; recycling endosome; trans-Golgi network. Gene Ontology annotation, molecular function: GTPase activity; GTP binding. Gene Ontology annotation, biological process: Golgi to endosome transport; endocytic recycling; defense response to bacterium. Lineage: Eukaryota; Metazoa; Chordata; Actinopteri; Gadiformes; Gadidae.